GAUAAAAUUAAAUAUCAAUAUUAAUUCAAAUUUUGGUGUCACUCCUGAACCAGCCUAAAGAGCAGGAGGUGAGAUGGGGUGUGUGACUGUGAUCGAGCCUGUGGUGGGUCUGCAUGCCUUUGCCAUGUUUAUGACUUAUCCACUACUAGAGCAGUAUGUCUACAGGAGGCUGUGGGAACAGCUGAGUGGUUUUCCGUUUCCAGUCAGUAUAAACCAGUCUCACUGUUCCAACAACUACACCAAUCUGAGUGUUCACCAGGCUGUGCAGAGGGAGACAUCUCACUUCCUUAUCCAGACUGAGUUGUCCUUCCUCUUGCCCAGCCUGGUCUCCUCGCUGUUUCUGGUGUCAUACAGUGAUUCCCAUGGCCGCAAAUUGGCCAUGGUGCCCCCAAUGGUGGGCAGUCUUCUCUUCACCCUCACUUAUUUCAUAGUGAGCAAGUACUCACUCAGCCUCAGCUACCUUCUGGGUUCUGCUUUCUUUGCUGGGCUUUUUGGAGGUACAAGCACUCUGAUUGGAGGCUGUUUCUCCUAUGUGGCUGACUGCUGUGGACAAGAACUGGCAGAAAAUAAAAGAAGAGAGAAGACCAUACGAAUGGCCCGUCUAGACAUGGUUCUAGGUGUGCUGUCUGGUUUAAGCUCUUUUUGCACUGGCUUCUAUAUUCAAGCUGCUGGUUUUAGCUGGCCGUUCCUCUCAGCAUCCGUACUUCAUCUGCUCAACCUGAUUUAUGUCUUGGCGAUCCUGAAGCAGCCUCAGGGCGAUUCAGUACAAAAUAUGAGCUCUUCAAUUCACAGGGCAAUUGCUGAGCCUCGUCAUCUAGUAAGGCCUCUGGUCAUGACAAGACGUUUUCAUGGUGUCUACCUGCUUUUUGCAGCUUCUACAAAGAAACGAAAAGCAGGGCUGCUGCUCAUGCUGAGUGCUUUCGUCUUUUACAAGGUGUCCAAAUUGGGUGCCAUGUCCAUAUUUCUCCUGUAUGAGCUAAAUCCUCCGCUGUGUUGGAGUGAGGUGCUCAUUGGCUAUGGCUCGGCUCUUAACACUCUGAUCUACCUGAGCAGUUUUGUAGGUGUGUCACUGUUGUCACGAUGGCUAUCUGAUGCUUACGUCAUCCUACUUGGGUUAUUGAGCGUGGCAACUGGCUUCUUCAUGGCUGUCUUUGCCAAGACCACACCGCUUAUGUUUCUAGUGCGACUUCCACUUCUCCUGUCCAUCAUGCCUGAUCCUCUGAUGCGCUCCAUGAUGUCUAAACUGGUGUUGAACUCUGAACAAGGUGCUGUGUUUGCAUGUAUGGCGUUUGUGGAAAUGUUGAGCAUGGGGGUGGCAUUCCCAUUGUUUACUAGCAUCUAUGCUGCUACCAUCUCCUGGUUCUCUGGGUUCACGUUCCUUCUAGCUGCUGGGCUUAUCCUAAUACCAGCAUUGCUGAUUAGUGUUAUGCUCUGGCUGCGACUAGACAUGGAGGAGGAGGAGUCAAAAACCGUGACCUUUGAAGAUAAUAAUGAGGACAGCACAGGCUCUGAGAUACUUCAAUAGCAUAGCUAC
Messenger RNA from Clarias gariepinus (North African catfish), 1534 nucleotides. RefSeq names its product solute carrier family 46 member 3. The transcript has 6 exons. Lineage: Eukaryota; Metazoa; Chordata; Actinopteri; Siluriformes; Clariidae. Bases 74 to 1525 code for a protein of 483 amino acids. The record is from RefSeq and is a predicted model, not a curated record. Gene Ontology annotation, molecular function: transmembrane transporter activity. Gene Ontology annotation, cellular component: lysosomal membrane. Gene Ontology annotation, biological process: vacuolar transmembrane transport.